CGACUUCGCGAAGGCCUUUGACAGAGUCCCUCAUCGGCGUCUUCUGCAUAAGUUGGAACACAUGGGGAUCCGGGGGAGACUACUGGAGUGGUUCCGAUCUUUUUUGUCGGAUAGGUCAUUUCGUGUACGAGUUGGUGGUGAUCUGUCUACGUCCGCGAAAACUGUUAAGAGUGGUGUCCCACAAGGCUCGGUUCUGGGCCCACUUCUUUUUAUUUUAUAUACAGCCGAUUUACCUGCAUCAAUUAGAUCUCGAUAAUCUAAGCAGUUGGUGCCAGAGGUGGAUGAUGCCCCUGAAUUUGAGCAAAUGCUGUGUUAUGCACAUAGCAAAGAACAACCCUCGGGCCCCCUAUUACAUCGAUGGGGUAAGACUUGGCACAGUGACUCGCCACUUGGAUCUCGGUGUGACUAUAGCGGAAGAUUUGAGCUGGUCGGACCACAUCGCGUCAGUAUCAACAAAGGCCAGACAGAUGAUCUACCUCUUCAGCAAGGCAUUCCCAAACACUGAUGUUGUCUCCUGGGGCAUGAUUUAUAAAUCUUAUAUUCGGCCGAUAAUGGAGUAUGCUGGUCCGGCUUGGUGGACUUCUUUGCGAGGCGAGGUGGAUGGGUUGGAGUCUGUUCAGAGAUGGUGCACCAGAAUUCCCUACGGUGUUAGGAGACCUGACUACGCAACAAGGUUGAGAGUGCUCGAUAUGCCCACAUUUGAACAACGACGUGCGAGAGGCGACUUAAUAUUCUCCUACAGAGCGGUCCAUGGUCACUUUGGUCCGGAUAUCAUGAAUAUGUACCGUAUGAACACGAACAAUUUACGGGGCCAUGGAUUUAAGCUCGCGAAGGAAAAAUUCAGGACUACCCAGAGGCAAAUGUUUCUGUCAAACCGAGUGUUCAAUGUUUGGAACUCCUUGCCUGAAACCGUCGUAGAAUCGUCUUCAGUGAAUGGAUUCGAGAACAGCUUUGACAGAUGGGUGACCUCGUCGAGAUGA
Messenger RNA from Coccinella septempunctata (seven-spotted ladybird), 980 nucleotides. RefSeq lists its product as uncharacterized. NCBI's taxonomy places the organism in Eukaryota, Metazoa, Arthropoda, Insecta, Coleoptera, Coccinellidae. The transcript has 2 exons. The coding region runs from base 282 to 980 and encodes 232 amino acids. The record is from RefSeq and is a predicted model, not a curated record.